This is a messenger RNA of Polypterus senegalus (gray bichir), 387 nucleotides long. Its product is annotated as histone H4. Gene Ontology annotation, molecular function: structural constituent of chromatin; DNA binding; protein heterodimerization activity. Gene Ontology annotation, cellular component: nucleosome. Gene Ontology annotation, biological process: nucleosome assembly. The record is from RefSeq and is a predicted model, not a curated record. The transcript has a single exon. Bases 15 to 326 code for a protein of 103 amino acids. Lineage: Eukaryota; Metazoa; Chordata; Cladistia; Polypteriformes; Polypteridae.
CGCAUUAUCAAAGAAUGUCUGGACGUGGUAAAGGAGGAAAGGGACUUGGUAAGGGUGGCGCCAAACGUCACCGUAAAGUCCUGAGAGAUAACAUUCAAGGUAUCACAAAGCCCGCUAUUCGCCGUCUGGCUCGUCGAGGUGGCGUGAAACGAAUUUCUGGCUUGAUCUACGAAGAAACUCGUGGUGUGCUCAAAGUGUUCUUGGAGAAUGUUAUUCGUGACGCUGUAACUUACACCGAGCAUGCUAAGAGGAAGACCGUGACUGCCAUGGACGUAGUGUACGCUUUGAAGAGACAAGGCCGAACGCUGUACGGCUUCGGAGGUUAGAUGACAAUCAAGGCUGGCCAACAAAUACAAAAAACAAAGGCUCUUUUCAGAGCCACUAAAA